Messenger RNA from Micropterus salmoides (largemouth bass), 2108 nucleotides. RefSeq names its product dolichyldiphosphatase 1 (gene dolpp1). The coding region runs from base 67 to 783 and encodes 238 amino acids. Gene Ontology annotation, biological process: protein N-linked glycosylation; lipid biosynthetic process. Gene Ontology annotation, molecular function: dolichyldiphosphatase activity. Lineage: Eukaryota; Metazoa; Chordata; Actinopteri; Centrarchiformes; Centrarchidae. The record is from RefSeq and is a predicted model, not a curated record. Gene Ontology annotation, cellular component: intracellular membrane-bounded organelle; endoplasmic reticulum membrane. The transcript is spliced from 8 exons.
GUUCACUAUUGGUUAGACACGUGUUUGGGGCGUUUCACUGGGACUGCCCGGUUGUGUCCGGGUAAGAUGGCGUUGGAAGAGCAGUGCUCGGCACCACCUCGAUGGCGGUCCAUAUCUCUGACACACGUAGAGUUCCCCGAGGGUGAUCUAACGGGACGAGUGCUGGCCUACAUCAGUCUCCUCCCUAUAGCAAUCCUUGUGGGAUUUGUCACACUCAUAGUGUUUAAACGGGAGCUACACACGAUUUCCUUCUUUGGUGGGCUCAUCCUGAAUGAAGGGGUGAACUGGCUGCUGAAGCACAUUCUCAGAGAGCCGCGCCCAUGUGCAGGGGCUCACACAACACUGCACACAGAGUAUGGGAUGCCCUCAAGCCAUUCCCAACUUAUCUGGUUCUUUGUUGUUUACUUCUUUCUUUUCCUUUAUUUAAGAAUGCAUCAAACGAACAAUGCUCGAUGUGUGGACCUGCUGUGGAGACACAUACUGUCCAUCAUCCUGUUGGGCAUAGCCUUAUCAGUCUCAUACAGCAGGGUCUACUUGUUGUAUCACACCUGGAGCCAGGUUUUCUAUGGUGGAGUGGCCGGUAGUACAAUUGGCAUAAUCUGGUUCUUUUUCACACAAGAGGUGCUGACACCAUUAUUCCCCAAAAUAGCAGCGUGGCCAAUAUCAGAGUACUUCCUGGUGCGAGACACAAGCCUGAUCCCCAACAUCUUAUGGUUUGAGUAUACAGUGACCAGAUCAGAGGCAAGGAACAGACAACGAAAGCUUGGAACAAAACUUCAGUGAUCUACACAGUUCUUUGUGAAACUUUAGAGACACAGACACUCAUGUACACAUACACAAUCAAACAAAUGCUUAUUCGACAAAAACACACUGGAGAACCAUCUUUUGGACAGACGUGGUUGCAAGGAGUAAAGGGCAAAAAAACGUUUACAGGCGGCGAAAGAGUGCCUGGACCUGGCCCGGAGCCUACAGCCUGAGCAAGUCCGUCCACACGCCUCUCCUCCUUGUACAGCUUGCCCCAAAUGCUCUUCAGUGCAUGCAAGACUGUCCAAGAGGCAUCCUAUUUAAUGAUAGAUUAAUAUAUAUAUGUAUACCGUUACUGUCAGUGUGCGUUUAUAGUUUUUAUAUAUAUAAAAACUAUAAACGCACACUGACAGUAACGGUGUACUGUAAGAGAUUCGAGGAGCCUAAAAGGAGGCUUUGGUCAAGUUUCAAACAAAUUGGUGGGUGUCAUUGCAGCAUGUAUUAGUGAUUCCUUUUUUAAACUAUUCUGAUGUAUAGCUGGUGGGAACAGGUGGGGAGGGGGUUGGUUAUGGCUAGGUUUUCCAUUUUUCAUUGUUAUAUAAUAGAAAAUGAACAAUUUCUAAAAAAAAACUGGUUAUGAUGUAAUAUAAAUAAAAAUUUGCACUUUGUGAAAUUUACAAGUAAAAAAAAACGACUAACACUAGUUAAAUGUUAAGACCCCCCUUUUCCCCUCAUCAGUCUUUACUUUCUAUCUAUGACUGUAGGUCCUACUAUAUUAGACUCCAAAGCUGAUCUGCAACCAGUGUAAAUUUAACGUACCUUCUGUACUAUUACAUUGAGGCUAUGGUUUCUGUUCAUAUCCACGUUGGAGAAUUAUGAGACUGAAUCAGCGGCAGGCUUCAGUUAUUUUUGUUGUCAAACACUUUGAGGUAGUGUUUUCUUACUGCCUCACACAGUAGCAGCCUGGGAGCAGAAUUCUGGGAAUCAGUUUUUCUUUUUUUAUUCAUGUGUUGUUUUCUGCUGUUACAGAAAACCGGUUUCUUUUUACCUGCAUUUCCACGAUAACAUUCCAUAUAAUUUAGUGAGAAAGCAUACAUAAUGACUGCUGAGGGGAUAUGUUUUCUUUUUGUAUUAUUUUCGAAGAAAGGAGGAGAAAAAAAAGCCUCAGGUCAGUCGUAGCAUGUGAUUAUGCUUGAUUCCUCACAGCUCACGGCAGCUAAUGUUGAAAGCUGUCAAGUGGGGAUCUGAAGCUGAUUUAAAACUGUCAUAUCAUUAGCUCCACAAAGGGAAGUAGUUCUCUUAGAUUAUGAUUUUUUUUCCAUGUGUAACCUAUAUCAGGCUGAAUAAAAUGUGUUUAUGUACAA